Messenger RNA from Procambarus clarkii (red swamp crayfish), 429 nucleotides. The record is from RefSeq and is a predicted model, not a curated record. Lineage: Eukaryota; Metazoa; Arthropoda; Malacostraca; Decapoda; Cambaridae.
AUGAAUCCUAGCCCAGAGCUAAAUCCUAGCUCAGAGCUAAAUCCUAGCUCAGAGCUAAAUCCUAGCCCAGAGCUAAAUCCUAGCCCAGAGCUAAAUCCUAGCCCAGAGCUAAAUCCUAGCCCAGAGCUAAAUCCUAGCCCAGAGCUAAAUCCUAGCCCAGAGCUAAAUCCUAGCCCAGAGCUAAAUCCUAGCCCAGAGCUAAAUCCUAGCCCAGAGCUAAAUCCUAGCCCAGAGCUAAAUCCUAGCCCAGAGCUAAAUCCUAGCCCAGAGCUAAAUCCUAGCCCAGAGCUAAAUCCUAGCCCAGAGCUAAAUCCUAGCCCAGAGCUAAAUCCUAGCUCAGAGCUAAAUCCUAGCCCAGAGCUAAAUCCUAGCUUAGAGCUAAAUUUGAGAAAACCUAAAGGCACGAAACAAUUAGCUGAGGUAAAAUAG